Messenger RNA from Photinus pyralis (common eastern firefly), 862 nucleotides. RefSeq names its product trypsin alpha-3-like. The transcript is spliced from 2 exons. Bases 29 to 799 code for a protein of 256 amino acids. Lineage: Eukaryota; Metazoa; Arthropoda; Insecta; Coleoptera; Lampyridae. Gene Ontology annotation, molecular function: serine-type endopeptidase activity. The record is from RefSeq and is a predicted model, not a curated record. Gene Ontology annotation, biological process: proteolysis.
GCUGGUCGGAUCGCUUGUCGUUCACACAAUGCACUUACUCAUCACCUGUCUAAUUGCGAUCGCGGGGUUGGUCGUAGUAGAAUCGAGCUUGGAGCCGAGGAUCGUCGGAGGGGCCAACACGACGAUUGACAAGUUUCCAUUUUACGCGUCCGUCCGUAAGACCACCAACAAGUACAUUGGAGGCGCAGUGAUCAUCGGUCGGUUUUGGGUUGUGACAGCAGCCCAGUGCGUGGAAGGUAGGGCCAAGCAAGAUCUGAUGGUGGUAACCGGCACGGACUCGUUGAACGAAGGUGGACAGCGCUACGCCAUCGAGAGCGUUCACUUUCACCCCAACUUCGACAGGUUCACCAAGUCCAACGAUAUCGCCCUUCUGAAGCUGAUCGCCGAAGUAAAAUUUACUAAAACUGUCGCUUCCGUAGCGCUGGCCACAAAAGCCCCAUCAAUUGGAAAAAAGCUGCAAGUCUGCGGUCACGGUGCAACCGCGACUCCCUACCUCGAUAGGUCCGUCAAGUUGAAGUUCAUUGAGACCAGGUCGAUUAGUACCUCUCAGUGCGCUGAAAAACUGCACGUAACCGUAGAUGGGUCUCGCUUGUGCGCCGUAAGUGAAAGCUCCAGCGGUGCUUGCGUGGGUGACUUUGGAAGUCCACUUAUCAGUAGAGGCGGGAUAGCUGGGCCAACCAAAUUGCACGGAAUCCUAUCGUGGGACUCCUCGUGCGGCAAAGAUGGCCGACCGGGGGUUUAUACCUCAAUUGUGGCGGUAAGGUCGUGGAUCUUGUCCGUCACUAGAUUGGUAAAUUGAGUUGAUUUGUCGUAAACGUUUUAUGGUUAAGGUACACUUCCGAAAUCGGCAAAUUUCAGAGCU